AUGAAGCAGCAGCUCAUGGAGUACAGCACGGCGGUUCAUGCCGGUCAAGAAAGUUUCCUUGAUGGCAUCGCUAAACAAACAGGUAUUACCAACAGGCUGAUCUUGGAAACUCUGAAACGCAUAGUAAUGCUCAGCAGGGCUAUACUUGAACAUCAGCAGGUAGUCAAGCCACAUACUCCAUUAAUUAAGUUCCCAGACAGAAAAAGUAGCCCCAGACCUAAAAUACAGGAGUCUCUACAAGCAAGCGUGCCAUCUCUCCAUGCUUCAAAAGCACAGGAGUCUGUAGGAGGCAGAUCACCGGCCUUUCAAAAGAUUUCGCCUGUUAGUACAGUACAAGGUACACCAGACACUUCUGAAUUAGCAAGAACCUUACCUCAGAAAUACAGAAGGAAACUUAUGUCAGAAGAAGAGAUUGAACUUAUUCAACGUGGAGGUCGAGAGUAAUUAUGGAAGAUAGUUCGUUAGUCACCAUUGAAGAAUGAAGUGCUGCAUUCACAAUAAAGGCAUUUCCUUAAUAUUAAAAAUUAUUGUAUACUAAUAGCUUUAAUAAAAACCCAUGUGAAGGGUGAGAAGGUUGACACAACACACUAUAUAUAAACUUGUGAUUAAGAAGGAUUUUGUGUUGAUGGCUAACUAGCAAUUGAAUAUAUUUGAUGUCCACACCAUUAAAAUAUUUUUCUAAUUAGCCA
This is a messenger RNA of Charadrius vociferus (killdeer), 689 nucleotides long. RefSeq names its product mitochondrial ribosomal protein S36 (gene KGD4). The transcript is spliced from 6 exons. Lineage: Eukaryota; Metazoa; Chordata; Aves; Charadriiformes; Charadriidae. The record is from RefSeq and is a predicted model, not a curated record. Bases 1 to 444 code for a protein of 147 amino acids. Gene Ontology annotation, biological process: 2-oxoglutarate metabolic process.